Molecule: messenger RNA, 270 nt
Organism: Plectropomus leopardus (leopard coralgrouper)
Lineage: Eukaryota; Metazoa; Chordata; Actinopteri; Perciformes; Serranidae
Source: RefSeq, a predicted model, not a curated record
AUGGCUCCGAGGAGGAUGGAGACGAAACCGCUGAUCUUUUGUGUGAAGACGCUGCUGCUGCUCUACUGCCUCAUCUUCUGGGUGACAGGUGUGGUGCUGCUGGCGGUGGGUCUGUGGUGGAGGUUCAUGUUGGGCCCCUACACUCUGCUGAUCUCCAACGGACCCUCAGUGGCCCCGUACGUGCUGGCGGGCACGGGGGCCUCCAUCGUGCUGUUCGGGUUGUUUGGCUGCUGGGCCACCUGCAGGGGGCGCCCCUGGAUGCUGAAGCUG